GAGGCAGAGACACAGGCAGAGGGAGAAGCAGGCUCCAGGCAGGGAACCCGACAUGGGACUCCAUCCCGGGUCUCCAGGAUCACACCCCAGGCUGCAGGCGGCGCUAAACCGCUGCACCACCGGGGCUGCCCUGAACCUUUUUUCUUAAUAAUGUUUUAGAUUUUGAGUUUCCCAUCACACAGUUAUUAUCCGCAAAUAGCAAUUUGAUCUCUUCUCAUAAUUUUAUUCCUUUUUAAAAAAUCUUAACCAUAUUGAUCUCUAUUUCUAGACCUCACUAAGUAUUAGGGUAAGAGUAGCAGGUAUCCUUGUGUUUGCUUCUUUUCUGGGAAUUGUUCUAAUCACUAUGCUUCCUCUUUGGCUUGAAAUAUAUAGUACCGUAUUAUGGAAUAAAUUUUAUCAGAUGAAGAGAUGAUCAUGUAGUUUUUUUCUCUUUGAACUUUUUAAAAAAGAUGACAUUAAUAGGUUGCUGAAUGUUGGCUCAUAGUUAAAUUCUUAAAAUGAGCUCUACUUGGUGAUUUGUUCUAUAUGCUUGUAUUUUACUUAGGAUUUUUUGUAUCUAUAUUAAUAUUUUUGGACUAUAGUUUUAUUUUUUGGUACUGUCUUUGCCAUUUUUUAAUCAGGAUUAUGGUAAGUUUGAAAAAUGAACUGGGAAGCUUUUUUCUCUAGGUAAUUUAGGUAAUUGGGGCAGUAUUAUGUUUUUUAAGGCUUGCAAGAUCUUGGUUGUGAAAUUGUCUGAUACACUUAUUUUUCAUAACUUUAUUUUUUUAAAAGAUUUUACUUAUUUAUUCAUGAGAGACAUAGAAGGCAUAGACAUAGGCAGAGGGAGAAGCAGGCUCCCCACAGGGAGCCCAAUGUGGGACUCCACCCUAGAACUCCAGGAUCAUGCCCUGAGCUGAAGGCAGACACUCAAAGGCCAAGCCACCUAGGCGUCCCUCAUAACUAUAUUUUAAAAACAAUUUAAAUUUACAGAAAAUUUGAAGAAAGGUAGAGUGAACUUUUGUAUUUACCUGAAUGACUAAUUUUUUUGCCACAUUUGUUUUAUAAAUUUUCUUUUUUCCCUUUGUGUGUAUACAAUGCAUAUUCUUUUUGCACACACAAAUAUAUAUAAACCAGUGCACAAUUGCAUAUUACACUUUAUUGUCAUAUCUCUGUGGUUUUCUUUAACCUGGAAUGGUGGUUCUGCUUUUUUUAUUUUGUUUUUCAUGAGCUCUAGAGUUCUUUUGAAGGUUAGUUCUUUGGUAACUUUCUCAUUUAUUUCCAGAAUUACUGAUCUCUGUUUUGUCACUGCUUGAAAAAAAUUUGUUAAUUUGUUUUUCCAGAACAUUGUCUAUUUCCUCCACGUUUUCAAUUUUAUUAGCAAAGAAUUGUACAGUGUGUUUUAUAAAAACAAAACAAAGCACCUAUGUCUGAGGCAAGUAUAGCUUGAGUUCUAAUUUUGAAUAAUAGUUUUUCUCAGACUACCUAAUGUUUUAUCUCUUUUACUCAUUUUUCUCUCAUGAUAUCAUGUUUACCUUAAUUUUUCUUGAUAUAUUCCUUAAUGUAUUUCUUUCCUUAGGUCUGUGUGUAUGCAAGUGGUUGUUCUUUUUACUUUUUCAGUUGAGAUUUAGUAUACUGAUUAUCACUUUUUUACUAAGAAAAUGAAUUUUCCUGAGUAAGGUUUGGUCACAUCUUACAAAAUCUGAUAAAAGGCUUUACUUAUCAUUAUUUUUUCUAAAUAUUCUGUAAUUGUAAAAAUAUACAAACUCAAUGCAAGGUUGAUUAGAAGCUGGAAAGUAAUUUCCAGAUGUUUGAAGUUUUCUUUUUUCUUUAUUGUUACCAACAUCUACCGUUUAACAUCUACCGUUAUUGUUAAAGUCAGAUAAUAUGGCCUGUGUCAUUUGUUUUCUUUUUCUUUUUCUUCUUUAUGGGGGGAGGGGUACCUGGGAUAGGAUGGGUGGGAGUAUGUUAAGAAACUUUAAAGCUUUUGCUUUCCAAUAUUCAGUCAAGUUAAAUGCUUGAUUUUUAAUCAAUAUUUCAAUCAUAUUUGAACAGAAAAUAUAGUCUUAAUUUUAGCACAUAGUAUUUUUGAGUUUUGAAUUAUCUGACAUAAAAAUAUUUAGCUCAUAAAAUUCAUAAGUUAAAAUUUUAGAGUACAAGCUCAUCAAUUUUUUUUAAAAAGUCUUAUUUAUUGACUUAUUCCUUAUGCUUUUCUUUCUCUGAAGUUAAAGUCACAACCCUUGACUUUUGUUACACAGUUGACCGUUGGACACUAUGAAUAAAGCACCAUAAUUACUUAUUCACGAGAGACACAAAAGAGAAAGGCAGAGACAUAGGCACAGGGAGGAGCAAGCUCCCUGUGGGGAGCCUGAUGCAGGAAUUGAUCCCAGGACUCCCAGAUUACGAACUGAGCCAAAGGCAGACACUCAACCACUGAGCCAUCCAGAUGCCCCUAUAUGCUAUAUUCUUAUAUUAAAAUUAGAGAAAAAAUGUUAAGAAAAUCAUAACAAAGGGAAAAUACAUUUAUAGUAAUAUAUUGCAUUUAUUUAAAAAAAAAAGUGACGUAUAAGUAAGUGGACCUGUGCUGAUCAGACCCAUGUUUUUCAGGGGUCAGCUGUACUUGCUUAAGUGUAUUCUGCCCAUCCCAAAGUCCUAUAUAUACUAUAACAUCUCCAUUUAUUGUAUUUCUGGUUUUGAUUAAUCUCUUGAUGGCAUUAAUCUUUCUUUAAAUAGGUUUUUAAAGACCUUAUUUGAGUGAGAGUGAACUUGUGCACACUUGCACGCACACACAGGGGCAGAGACAGAGGGAGAAGGAGAGAGAAUCCACAGCAGAUUUCUCCCCUCAGCAUGAAACCUGAUGUGGAGCUCCAUCCCAGGACUCUGAGAUCAUGACCUGAGCCAACAUCAAAAGUUGGCCACUCAACUGACUGAGCCACCCAGGCGCCCCUGAAUGAUACCUUUUUAGUGCUGGCAUAGUUGAUAAUAACUUUUCUGUUCUUCACAUAUAAAUGCCACCUUUGCUGGGUGUGGAAUUCUGGGACUAUCCUCCUUUACUCUCAACAUUUUUAGGCAUUACUUCAUUAUUGCAUAUUGUGACAAAAGUUUGAGCCCAACCUGAUUUUAUUUUUGUUUUUUUUAUUUUUUAUUUUUUUGGACUGUUUCAUUUGAGUUCUUGUAUUCUUAAAAUUCAUUAUCAAACUAUACUUUGGUGUUGGUUAUUUUCUAUUAAAAUUACUACUUGAUGAACACUUUCAAUCAUCAAUUCAAAUUUUCCCUCAGUUUAGGAUUAAUUUCUUUUUUCUCUAAAGUUUUAUUUCUUCUCCAUUAUUUGAUUUUCUUUUUACAGUAUACUAAGUAAAUUGUUGGAUCUGCAUUGUUUGUAUCCUUAACCUACUUCUAUCUCUUUAUUCUUAACUGCAUACAGGGUGAGUUUUCUCUUACUUUGAAUUUUACCCCUUGCAGAUUGUUUUCUCUAGGUUCUUUGCUCAUUAUUGUUUUACAUGCCAUUUAAAAUAUUACAAUAAUUUUUAUCUCUUAAAUUCUUUCCUUAGCCCUAUUAAUACUUUUAUACUCCAGUUUCUUAUUGUCAUACAUAUUCAUUCUCUUACCUACCAUUCUAGAGGGCAUCAUUCCAAAAGUGUUGGCAGGAAUGUGUUCACUCUGGAGGCCUUAGGGAAGAAUGCAGCAUUCCUUGGAUUGUAGCCAUAUAUCUCUUGUAAUCUUCAAGGCCAGCAUCUUCAAAUCUCUUCACAUCAUUUCUCCUCUGUGACAAUUCUUGCUUUGCCUCUUUAUACGGACACUUCUGAUUGCAUUUAGGGGCCUCAGUAUAAUCCAAAAUAAUCUCCCUAUUCCAAGUUUCUUACUAAUCAUGCCUGCAAAGACUCUUUCCAAAUGAGGUAACAUUUAUGGGAUUGAGACCUGGUACCUUUGAAGCCAUUAUUCAGCUAAUUACAAGUAUCAUUCUGUUUUGCUUCUCUGAGAUGAGGUAGCCACUUCAUGAAAAAUCAGAUUAGAGUAAAUCCUUAUGGAUUGAAUGCUGUUACAGUCACAAGCAUUGUCCUCUUUAUCAAAUGAUGUAAGCUCACAUGCCAUGUGGUCAAUAAGGAGGAGUAGUAGGAACUCUGGAGAACACAUGUUCAGGGGCAGGGGCUAACAAUAUAUGUGAAGAUCAAAUUCAGGCUACCAGUUUGUAGUCCUAGUUGGUAGCUGUUUUUUUCUUUUUUCAUUCUCUGUAAGUUGAUUUUUCUGUUGUAAAAUAAUUUUAUCUCAUAAUAUUUAGUAUUGGGAAUAAAAAAAUUUUAAUGGAAUUCAUCAGCAUGAUUUUAGACUGAAAUAGUAUUUACUAAUGCCAUUUACCUAGGUAUUCUUAGAACUUUAGGCUUCUCAUUUCAACAUUUCUCAGAACAAGGUAAUUGUUCUGAAAAUGGUUAAUCAGGGUUGUUUAUCAAUGAACAGAGUUAGAAAUUAAGCUAAAGGAUUUGUCUAAAGUCACAUAUUGGAUGCAUCUAUAACUUUUAAGUUUAAUCUUAUAAAAGCUAUUUCCAUUUAUAGACAUAAAAUGGGGGUCUCCUUAGUAGUAAUUUGGAUAAGUAGGCAAUUUUGCAAUUUCUUUUUACUUUAUAUGUGGGUUUUGUUUUUUUUUUUUUAGAUGAUUUUUAAGAAGCAGGUUAUUUAAGAGAAACUAAUGACACAUCAUAGAGAUGAACAUAGUUUUAAAACACAGUGAGUAGAUAUUUGCUUGGCUGGAUUUCUCAUUUAAAAAGUAUGAGUGUAUACUUUGAUCCUUGUGUAUCUUAAAAUAUCAUCUGGUUCCCUUUCCUUCAUACACAUGAAUAGUAGUAGUUCAGACGCCAGCAUAAAGUGAGAAAAGGGCUUAGGUCUAAGUCUUGAAUGUCAAUAUUAAUGGCUUGGAAGAUGAAGAUGGGCCUGCAAAAGGAACAAGAAUGGAAAAGCUAAGGGCAGGAGGAAAGUGGAGUGUGUGUAACAUCUUGAAAAGCCAGUGGGAAGUUGGAAGAGGGAGUAUCGAAUGCUGUUGUAAGAGUCAGUGAAAUCAGGACUAAAAACGUUCAUUGGAUUAAGCAAUUUGGAGGAGCUCAUUUGGUGGAAUAGCCGGGCAACAAUGUGGAGCAUCAACACUUAUUUUUAAGAAGUUGAAUCACAAAGGGAAGGGAAAGGCAGGUAGCUAGAGAAGAAGGAGUCACAUAAAGACCAAGUCUGUUCAUAUAUAAGCAUUAGUGGGCAGUGUAGAAUAAACAUUUGGUAGUAGUAAAGAGUUUAUAUCCCACAGCCUACUGCACAUGACUUGAAUUUUGCCAUAUUAUGUACACUGCCACCUAUACUGCUAGUUCCAUUUUUUUCCCUCUUUCCCCAAGGAGCUCCUAGUCUCUCAUACAUAGUUUUUUAUCCCCCUCUUAAUUCCCCCUAGUCUUUAGAAUAUAAUUUCUCUACAUUGUUUACAUAUGUCUAUUUUGUUCUUUGUUUAGGGAGCCUGGAGGGGUUCUGUAUUAGACUGUGUCCCCAUAGGUAAACAGAGAAAGACCUUGUAUGGUUUUACUCCUCAGUUUUUUUGCUAAGAGACUGCUCAAACUGUUACUUGAAUGAUUCUUGUUUUGGGGCUAAUAUGUCACUUAAGGAUCUUAACAGUUGACUAUAUAGAGCUUUUAUGGGGCGGGGGGGGGCAGGAUAUUUGAGCAGAUUAAACCAAAUGACAAGGUUUAAGAUUUUUUGCUAUGAUUAUGGGAUCAAUUUUGCUUAAUAAAAACCUGUGAAUGAACUUUAAUGAAUGACUUCCUGGCCCAACCUUAGAAUUUUUCAAUUUAGGAGUUAGUUUGGUUUUCAAAGACAAAAAGCGUUCACUAAAUUUUCUGAUUAUAUCAAAGAUGAAUUCAGUCUUGUGAUUGUCAUAGUACUUUGUUUUGAAAAGUUCAUAUCAACUGAUAAGCUAGUGUUGUGGUGAGAUCCAUCCAGCAUGUGCUCAGAGUAGAUUUAAGACGAAGCAACUCUAGAAUUUCUCUUAGAAACUAGCUUAAGCUUUCAUGGGCAAAUUGAAUCUCCUUGGAUUUACUAUUUAUAGAUAUAUGCCAACUUAAUAAUUUGACUAUAUAAUUAGUAGUCCACUUCUGGAAGAUGACUAUGUAAACAUAGUAUUUAUAAGUAAGUAGUUUCUGGUAAGUGUUGUAUUUGCAUAACCAUCUGCUAUAUUUAUGUAGCUAUUGUUGGCUGCUUCACUUGGAUUCUACAAAUUACUCAGAAUCCCAGGAGACCUAGAAUAUCAAGACAUAAUGGGAGCAUUUUUAGACAAACCAAAGAUGGAAAAACAUAAUGCCCAGGGGCAGGGUAAUGGGUUGCGAUAUGGGCUAAGCAGCAUGCAAGGUUGGCGAGUUGAAAUGGAGGAUGCACAUACGGCUGUGAUCGGUUUGCCAAGUGGACUUGAAACCUGGUCAUUCUUUGCUGUGUAUGAUGGGCAUGCUGGUUCUCAGGUUGCCAAAUACUGCUGUGAGCAUUUGUUAGAUCACAUCACCAAUAACCAGGAUUUUAAAGGGUCUGCAGGAGCACCUUCUGUGGAAAAUGUAAAGAAUGGAAUCAGAACAGGUUUUCUGGAGAUUGAUGAACACAUGAGAGUUAUGUCAGAGAAGAAACAUGGUGCAGAUAGAAGUGGGUCAACAGCUGUGGGUGUCUUAAUUUCUCCUCAACAUACUUAUUUCAUUAACUGUGGAGACUCGAGAGGUUUACUUUGUAGAAACAGGAAAGUUCACUUCUUCACACAAGAUCACAAACCAAGUAAUCCGCUGGAAAAAGAACGAAUUCAGAAUGCAGGUGGUUCUGUAAUGAUUCAGCGUGUGAAUGGCUCUCUGGCUGUAUCGAGGGCCCUUGGGGACUUUGAUUACAAAUGUGUCCAUGGAAAAGGUCCUACAGAGCAGCUUGUCUCACCAGAGCCUGAAGUCCAUGAUAUUGAAAGAUCUGAAGAAGAUGAUCAGUUCAUUAUCCUUGCAUGUGAUGGUAUUUGGGAUGUUAUGGGAAAUGAAGAGCUCUGUGAUUUUGUAAGAUCCAGACUUGAAGUCACUGAUGACCUUGAGAAAGUUUGCAAUGAAGUAGUCGACACCUGUUUGUAUAAGGGAAGUCGAGACAACAUGAGUGUGAUAUUGAUCUGUUUUCCAAAUGCCCCCAAAGUAUCACCAGAAGCAGUGAAGAAGGAGGCAGAAUUGGACAAGUACCUGGAAAGCAGAGUAGAAGAAAUCAUAAAGAAGCAGGGGGAAGGCGUCCCUGACUUAGUCCAUGUGAUGCGCACAUUAGCAAGUGAGAACAUCCCCAGCCUCCCACCGGGGGGUGAAUUGGCAAGCAAGCGGAAUGUAAUUGAAGCCGUUUACAAUAGACUGAAUCCUUACAAAAAUGAUGACACUGACUCUACAUCAACUGAUGACAUGUGGUAAAACUGCUCAUCUAGCCAUGGAGUUUACCUUCACCUCCAAAGGAGAGUACAGCUCAACUUCCUUGAACCUUUUAAACAUCCAUCCUCAACUUUAAAGAAGGACAUGUGACAUGGGUGAGAGUGGAUCACACCAGAGAGCUUCAGCCGUACAACAGCUAGCCCAGGACUGGUUUUUUUUGUUUUUUUGUUUUUUGUUUUUUUGUAAAUUUGAGACUUCUGUAAACGUGAUUUCAAACCAUAAUUCAUGUUGUAAAUCAGACUCCAGCAAUUUUUGUUGUAUGAUUUUGUUUUUUGUAAAGUGUAAUUGUCCUUGUACAAAAUGCUCAUAUUUAAUUAUGAACUGCUUUAAAUCACUAUCAAAGUUACAAAAAAAUGUUUGGCUUGUUGUGUGAUGCAACAGAUAUAUAGCCCUUUCAAGUCAUGUCGUGUUUGGACUUGGGGUUGGGACGGGGAGAGCAGCAGCCAUGUCAGCUACACGCUCAAAUGUGCACACGAUUAUGGAGAGUAAUUCCAAAAUCUUACGAAGCCCAAUAUGCAGGGAGUUAACUGAAAACUAUCUUGGCAGUGAGGUUGGCACUGUUGAUAAAGCUGGUCCCUUCCUUUAACUGUCUUUUAGGUUGUUCUUGCCUUGUUGCCAGGAGUAUUGCAGGUAAUACAGUAUAUUCAUAAGAAUAUCAAUCUUGGGGCUAAAAUGCCUUGAUUCUUUGCACCUCUUUUACAAGUCCUUACGUUGAAUGACUAAUUGAUAAGCAGCAGCUUCCUACAUAUAGUAGGAGACUGCCACGUUUUUGCUAUCAUGAUUGGCUGGGCCUGCUGCUGUUCCUAGUAAGGUAUUCUGAAUUCCAUUUUAUCAAUAAAGCUUGAUUUAACAAACAAGAAAUUUAA
Nyctereutes procyonoides (raccoon dog) is the source of this 8290-nucleotide messenger RNA. It is a transcript of the gene PPM1A, whose product is annotated as protein phosphatase, Mg2+/Mn2+ dependent 1A. Gene Ontology annotation, biological process: positive regulation of canonical NF-kappaB signal transduction; positive regulation of canonical Wnt signaling pathway; protein dephosphorylation. Gene Ontology annotation, molecular function: magnesium ion binding; manganese ion binding; protein serine/threonine phosphatase activity. Bases 6258 to 7406 code for a protein of 382 amino acids. The record is from RefSeq and is a predicted model, not a curated record. Lineage: Eukaryota; Metazoa; Chordata; Mammalia; Carnivora; Canidae. Gene Ontology annotation, cellular component: cytosol; nucleus. The transcript has 6 exons.